AUGCGUUUUAUGAACAGAUAUCUGUUGUUGUUUGUGAGCAUUUUAUUUAGCGUGAGUGGAGACAGCACUGAGGUCAAUAGGCAACAUUCCUUGGAGUUGACCCAGUCCUUGAACUUGGCGCGGCAAGAAUUAAUCCAGGAAAGGUGUAGUCGAUAUCACUUGACGUGGUCUAUCGAUGAUUUACCUAAGAAUCAGCUUGAACACAUCUUGGUCGAUGAUGAACGCAAAUUACUCUACUGCUAUGUGCCUAAGGUGGCAUGUACUAAUUGGAAAAGAUUGCUUAUGAUACUGAGUGGGAAAUGGAAUGGCACAGAUGUCUUGGCUAUACCCGGUCACCUGGCCCAUUCUCCAGGAAUGUUUCGAAAUCUCAGUUCAGUACCAAAUGAGGAGAGAGAUGAGAUGUUGGAAAACUAUCAGAAGAUGAUAAUUGUCCGUAAUCCCUUUGAGAGAUUACUAUCAGCCUAUAGAAACAAAUUGGAGGUGGAAACGCCAAGUGCAACAUACUUUCGAAAUCGCGUAGGUAGAAGAAUAAUUAAGGCGUUCCGAGAGAAUCCUUCUAACGACUCCUUGGAGCUAGGACAUGACGUAACCUUCAGGGAGUUCGCCCUCUUUCUCACGACCAAGACAGAAGAACUGGCGGACAUGGUGAACAAUGAACACUGGCAACCGAUUAUCAACUUGUGCCACCCGUGUCUUAUUAAAUACACUUUAGUUGGUAAAUAUGAAACUCUUUUAGACGACUCACUCCUCGCCCUUCAUACAAUCAAUGCAACUGAUAAGGUGCAGUUCCCACGUCUAACACACACCUCGGGAACUGCUCAGAAGUUGCGCAAAUAUUUCUCCCAGUUGGAGUUACCUCUAAUACGAAAGCUUUAUAAACUGUACAAAUAUGAUUUUAGAAUUUUCGAUUACGAUCUCGACAAUAUUAUAGGUUUCGAUCUAGGGUGA
This is a messenger RNA of Leptosia nina, 948 nucleotides long. The record is from the annotation of a GenBank genome assembly. Lineage: Eukaryota; Metazoa; Arthropoda; Insecta; Lepidoptera; Pieridae.